Ustilago hordei is the source of this 1308-nucleotide messenger RNA. RefSeq lists its product as uncharacterized. Bases 1 to 1308 code for a protein of 435 amino acids. The record is from RefSeq and is a predicted model, not a curated record. The transcript has a single exon. Lineage: Eukaryota; Fungi; Basidiomycota; Ustilaginomycetes; Ustilaginales; Ustilaginaceae.
AUGAAACCACCAGAGGGUGCUAAAGUGCCAGAUGGGAAAGCUUACCAAGUUGUCAAGGGGCUUUAUGGCCUUAGGCAAUCAGGGCAGGAAUGGAACAUGGAGUUUGACAAGUUCCUUUGGCACUCAAAUUUUCACAGGCUUGACUGUGCCCCAUGCAUUUACACCAGAGGAAUGGGGAAUGACUUUGCAAUUGUGAUCAUUUAUGUUGACAAUACAUUGAUCAUAGCCCCAAAGCUGGAAGUAGUCAAGUGCAUCAAGGAGGAAAUAGGUAAGAGAUGGAGGAUGGAGGAGGGCAGCAAUGUAUCCCACUUCUUAGGAAUCAAGAUCUCCAGGAAUCGAGAAGCAAAGACCAUGGACCUUGAGCAAACCAGCUACAUCAAGCAACUGCUAGACAAACACUUGGACAAGCACAGAAGAAAGUCCAGCAUACCACUUCAAGACAUCCCAGUCACAGAAAUGGCAGCAAGCAUUGCAGAGCAAAAGGAGUACCCACAGAUUGUUGGCAAACUUCUGUGGCUCUCCAAUGGUACAUGUCCAGACAUCAGCCAAGCCAUUGGAGUCCUUGCAUGCUACAUGACACAGCCAUCAAGGGAGCACUACAAUGCAGCACAGAAAGUGCUCCAAUAUCUAGACCACACACAGGAUACCCAUUUGCAAUAUGGCAGCAACAAGCAACAAGAUUUCUUGACAGCCCAUAGUGAUGCAAACUGGGCAAGUGACACUACAGCACAGUGUAAAAGCUCAUCUGGCUCAGCUGUGUUUGUGUACAGCAAUCUGGUGGCAUGGAAGUCAGCACUGCAGCACUGCACCACAUUAUCAGCAGUGGAAGCAGAGUUUGUGGCUGCAACAGAAGCUGCACAGGAAGUCCUGUUCUUUGAACAUCUUUUCAAGGCCAUAGGAAUUGACAUUGGUAUCCCUACAAUCUUCUCAGACAACACUGGUACCAUCCAGGUUAGCAAGGACCCUGCACAACAUUGGAAGUUAAAGCACAUUGACACCAAGUAUCACUUCAUCAGAGAUAAUGUGCAAGAUGGUAAGGUCAAAAUCAAGUACAUUAACACCACAGAGAACCUGGCAGAUAUCUUUACCAAGCCAGUGGGGAAGGAUGUGCUACAGCAUGCACAACAGGGGCUAGGGCUAACAACUCAGCAAGGUGCAGCAGCUCAGCAGAGCAGCUCAGCAGUCUCCUGCUUUGCCACUGAGGGAGGCAGUGGAGGGAGGUGUGACAAUGUAGGAAUUCUGCUGUUGAAAAUUUUUGCAGCAGUCCAGCCCACAUGCAAAUGGAGAGGGGGACUUGGGAACUUCUAG